AGGGGGAGCGAUGUCUGCGACGCACCGGAAGCAGCUCCGAGGAAGGAGUGAAGGAGACGUGUCUGUCUGUGAGGCGCUGGGUGCACUUCCCCAGGUCUCUGGGCUAGGAAGGCAGCGGCUAGGUGCCUCCCCAAGUACCCUUCGCGGACCCAGCCGAGCAGCGUGGGGCGAAGGCGGCGGCGAAGGCCCGGGCUGGGAGCAUUGGCGGCCGGAGUCCCAGCCAUGGCCGAGUCUGUGGAGCGGCUGCAGCAGCGGGUCCAGGAGCUGGAGCGGGAACUUGCCCAGGAGAGAAAUCGGCGGGCUCCGGGGAGCGGCGAAGGAGGGGGCGGCCGGGUCCGCAUCGAGAAGAUGAGCUCAGAGGUGGUGGAUUCGAAUCCCUACAGCCGCUUGAUGGCAUUGAAACGAAUGGGAAUUGUAAGCGACUAUGAGAAAAUCCGUACCUUUGCCGUAGCAAUAGUAGGUGUUGGUGGAGUAGGUAGUGUGACUGCUGAAAUGCUGACAAGAUGUGGCAUUGGUAAGUUGCUACUCUUUGAUUAUGACAAGGUGGAACUAGCCAAUAUGAAUAGACUUUUCUUCCAACCUCAUCAAGCAGGAUUAAGUAAAGUUCAAGCAGCAGAACAUACUCUGAGGAACAUUAAUCCUGAUGUUCUUUUUGAAGUACACAACUAUAAUAUAACCACAGUGGAAAACUUUCAACAUUUCAUGGAUAGAAUAAGUAAUGGUGGGUUAGAAGAAGGAAAACCUGUUGAUCUAGUUCUUAGCUGUGUGGACAAUUUUGAAGCUCGAAUGACAAUAAAUACAGCUUGUAAUGAACUUGGACAAACAUGGAUGGAAUCUGGGGUCAGUGAAAAUGCAGUUUCAGGGCAUAUACAGCUCAUAAUUCCUGGAGAAUCUGCUUGUUUUGCGUGUGCUCCACCACUUGUAGUUGCUGCAAAUAUUGAUGAAAAGACUCUGAAACGAGAAGGUGUUUGUGCAGCCAGUCUUCCUACCACUAUGGGUGUUGUUGCUGGGAUCUUAGUACAAAACGUGUUAAAGUUUCUGUUAAAUUUUGGUACUGUUAGUUUUUACCUUGGAUACAAUGCAAUGCAGGAUUUUUUUCCUACUAUGUCCAUGAAGCCAAAUCCCCAGUGUGAUGACAGAAAUUGCAGGAAGCAGCAGGAAGAAUAUAAGAAAAAGGUAGCAGCACUGCCUAAACAAGAGGUUAUGCAAGAAGAGGAAGAGAUAAUCCAUGAAGAUAAUGAAUGGGGUAUUGAGCUGGUAUCUCAGGUUUCAGAAGAGGAACUGAAAAAUUCUUCAGGUCCAGUUCCAGACUUACCUGAAGGAAUUACAGUGGCAUACACAAUUCCAAAAAAGCAAGAAGAUUCUGUCACUGAGGUAACAGUGGAAGAUUCUGGUGAAAGCUUGGAAGACCUCAUGGCCAAGAUGAAGAAUAUGUAGAUAAUGGACUGGGAUAUAUUUUAUUUCUCAUGUUAAAGCCUCUUCCCUUGAAAUUAAAAAAAAAAUUUUAACUGAUAAAACUUAGGGCAACAUUAAUUAAUGUAUAUUCUUACCUGAAUUGUUAUACUUUUUGAAAAUCCUGUGACUUGCCUGUUUCUCCCUGCUCCAGUGAAAUCAUUAACUCUCCUGAAAUGUAUGUUUCAUUCUAGUAAGAAAACCUCAAAGGAUAUUGUAGGAUAUAAAUCUUACUUGAAAACAUAGCUGUCGAAAUGUUUUGGCCUUUUGGAGUGGGGAAAGGACAAAUCUGAUCCUGUAAUCUUUUUCUUUCCAGUAAUCCCUUGUGUCUGUUGCAUGAGGACAUGGACAAUAAAGCAGUACAUGAUUCUCGGAUACAGGGAGAAGGACAAGGCAUACAGCUUAUUGAUUAGAGCUGGCAAGCAUCUGCUCAUUAUGUAUAGAAUUGCUUUCUAUAAGAAAAUUGCCCACUACUUCUAACUUGAUCAACAAUGAAUUCAAAAUAGUUAAUCUAUGAAAUAACAUCCUCUCAAAUGUUUGCUGAUGAAAUACAAGUUGAAAUGUAGUUAUUGGAAAAGUCUGUAACCUGUGGAUUAUAUAUAUUCAAAGUGAGACAAAGGCAAAUAAAAAGCAGCUAUCUUCAUGAAUAGACAAAGUUGAUUUCAGGAAGUAUAAAUUAUAUUCUGCACCGACCCAGGAAUAGAAAUUAUUGCACCUGUGGAACAUAUAUCUGGAGUUACUAUACUUUACUGAAGAGCAAGGCAUUAAUUUAGACUAAAAUCCAUCCAGAUUACACGCAUUCUUUAGGUCGCUCCUGGAUACUUCAUUUAAAUUUGAUUCUCAAGGUAAUGAGACGUUGGCAAGGUUUGUCCUGUAUAUUAGGCAUAAAGGAAAAAUUCUAAACUGCCUCUGCAAUGACUUGUAGUCAGUGGUAGAGUAUCACUUUCCCUGAUCAUGAUCACUAAACUGUAAAUUGAUAUAAAUUAGUUUUCUCUGGAGUUACAUCCAAGUAAUGAAGACUUAAGAGAACCUUGGUUGAAAUAAAUUUCUAAUAGUUUUGAAACUCAUAAAUACCAUGCAGGUGUAGCCAUUGCCAGUAGGCUGUUUCUAUGCUUAUUUCCUAUUUUGACUUUUACGUUGAAGAUAGGAAUAUCUAAAUUAUAUCUCUAGGGAGAAAAUGUUGUAAAAAAUUAAAAGUGCAUUCCUGAUUUGUAAAAUAAAGUUCAAAAAACUGA
Molecule: messenger RNA, 2687 nt
Organism: Piliocolobus tephrosceles (Ugandan red Colobus)
Lineage: Eukaryota; Metazoa; Chordata; Mammalia; Primates; Cercopithecidae
Gene: UBA5
Product: ubiquitin like modifier activating enzyme 5
Exons: 12
Coding region: 223-1437 (404 amino acids)
Biological process (GO): protein ufmylation
Cellular component (GO): cytoplasm; cytosol
Molecular function (GO): UFM1 activating enzyme activity
Source: RefSeq, a predicted model, not a curated record